Ochlerotatus camptorhynchus is the source of this 6405-nucleotide messenger RNA. RefSeq names its product glutamic acid-rich protein-like. The transcript has a single exon. Lineage: Eukaryota; Metazoa; Arthropoda; Insecta; Diptera; Culicidae. Bases 133 to 3588 code for a protein of 1151 amino acids. The record is from RefSeq and is a predicted model, not a curated record.
AAGAAGGGCCGCCUGUACAGUUUGGGUGGAAAUGAUCCACCGCGGAGGUGUCAUCGCGGCCGGCUGGACCGGCUCAAAACCGUCGGCACGUUCGACAUCUCCAACGAAAUUUCGCGGCUCAGCCAAAAGACGAUGAACCUAAACGAACGCAUCAUCGGUAACCAACUGUUUGCCCAGAGGGUUGACGAGGUCACUGCCACUGCCAUCGGUAGUGCCGCCGGCGGUAUCGGUGCCGGGUUGGUCCCAUUCAUAGCGACGGCCGCCUUUGGACCUGCCCUUACCAAUCCCGGCAUCGGUACGGCCAACCAUCAUCAGCAACAGCAACAACAGAUCAGUGGCGUCAUCCGGCCGGGUAACGGUCCGACGCUGCUGAAGCAAAACACCGAAAUCAUUCACCUGUCGCCUCAUCAUCAUCUGCCACUCAAUCAUCCGCUGAUGCUGCAAAAACAGCAACAGCAGCUGAAAGCCGCCAAAAGCCGAAGCCUAAGUACGGGUUCCUACAUUACUAAAGAAUCGAGUGUUCAUUCUAGCGUAGAGAAGAUUACCAAAUCCAAUAGCAAUUCCGAGUUGACCGAGAACGCGCAAAAGACGAUCGAAACAAUUCCGAAGAACAAAUCAUUAGAAGAUAGUAGAACAAUGAAGCUCAACCAGUCGCACUACUCGCCGAUGCGCAAACCGAUUCUGCGCAAGUCCAAGAAGAUCAUCCGUACCGAUUCGGAGUUCCUCAAGGGCAACAUCUACGAGAAGGAAUCAAGCCUGUCGAGCUCGCAGUACACUCCGACUCACGAAAAGCGACGGGAGUUUGCCGAGUACUGCAGCAGCAAUCCAUCCUCGGAGACGCACAAAUCAACCGACGAAAGUUCGAAAAACAUUUCGACGGACGAAAUCGACACGGUGUUCUCCGAUACGAUGGAACUGGAACAGAUGGAAGCCGACUACAAGAUGCAUCUGAAGAACAACCUUCAGCGAGAGUACAAAAGUGAUAGCGAUACCCUAGACGAGGUGGGUAAGAAGCAACCGGACUACAGUACGUGGAAAAAUCAAAGCUACGAGAAUACGUUCGACAUUUUUGAGGAGAAGGAGCAAGAACAGGAGGAAAGUGGGAACUCUUCGAAGGAAGUAACCAAGACCGAUGAAGAUUCGAAGAAGGAAACCGAACGCUCGAAAAGCGUAGAAGACAGCACUGCGCGAAAGGCUAGUGAAACGGAUAUCAAGUUCAAACGAACGGCAGAUCGGCCGACGGAGUUGGAACUGGGAACUUCGUCGGACGGUAGCAAGAAUCCUUCCGUAGACGGUUCGUUCGGUCACAUCUUCGAGAAAAACCUCGGUCGAUUCAAGAGGAUGAAUAAACUUUUGAAAUGCAAGCGAUUCAGCACUUCUGCUCUGUACGAUAAGAAGAGUAAACCGAACUUUAAGGAAACCAUGUUCUUUGAAGACAAAACCUCACCCGCAAAGCCGACCACGGAACCUGCAGAACGCUCGCCUGUCAAAUCCUGUCACUCACAGUCCAAAGCGUCAAUCAGCUCUUCCAAGUCUUCCCUCUUCGGUACGAAGAAAGGCAACGUGUUUACUCUCAAAGGCAAAAAGUUUCUGUUCUCCGGCAGUAACAACGCAACCAGCAAUGGCAAUGCGAAAACUUCCCCGAACAAAUCCAAGUCAAACAACGAGAUUAGCUACUUCCGAACGAAGUCUACGAAAGGAUCGAAGAAAUCGCUGAAGAACAAUAGCACUGCAUGCCUGAAUCUGGAAACUACAUGCACCUCUCCGCUGUCAGAAGCCUUCUACAAUACGACCGGCAGCGUCCGGCUCAGUGCAAUGGAGUUGUACGAAAAGUUCUGUUCGCAGGACUUCAGCGGGCUGUACAAACAUGAAGCGAUUCACCACAGUGACGGUCAAAGUGGAACGGAUUCCGAGCCCUACGAUCCGAACCGUAGUCUGGGCGCGAUACGGAAGUACAAGCGAAGGAACUUUAAGCUUCUGCGGCAAAAGAGUGAACCGAAGUUUUCGUUCAGGUCGGAUACGUUGUAUGAGAACGAGGAUAGCUACGACGAUACAUGCUACCCGGAUGAGGAACAGAAGGACGAGUUCGAGGUGGAGGAUUACAAUCAGUUUUUGUAUGAUGAGCAGUACUACGAAGAAGAUAUAGAGAAUCUGAGCAUAGAGAACAUCUACUACCGGGGGAAUUUGGUACGGGAAGAUGGAACGGUGGUGGAGGCGUACCAGUACCAGGAGGAAGAUGAUGAAGAAGGGGAUGAAGAGGAGGAGGACGAGGAAGAGGAAGAGGGAGAUGACGAUGAGGAGGAGGAUGACGAAGAAGAAGAAGAAGAAGAAGAAAUCCAUGAAGAGCAGGGAAUAGCAAUACCUGACAGGAAAUUGCAGCUCCCGCUUAUGGAUAUGGCUACGUCGAUGGAUUCAGACUGUGAUGAGAUUUACUUGAUGCCUCAGAAUGAGUCAAAAAAAUUGAUCAUACACGAUUUUCUGUUCCAUCAUAGUAAUAACGAGUUUGACAACGUGGACGACGAGUACGAGGUAACGGAGGAAGAAUUGGAAGCAAUCGACGCGGGUAAAGAUCAGGAUACGCUGACGAUUUAUAAGAUUUGUUCCAGGGAGAGUAUCCUGAGCUCGAAAGGUGAUCUAGACAAUAUUGCGCUAAGUUCGUCGCUUGAUCCAUAUUUCUUGAAGUCGGAUUGCUUGACGGCACUAGAGCGGACUACCUCGCUGGAACUUUUGAGCAAUUCCAGUGGAACACUGAACAAAUCUACGUUAACCGAUUAUGCAUUUGAUACCGUUAAGAACGCUAACCUAGAUAGCUGUAGCACAUCGAGACUGAGCUUGUCGCUUAAGAGUGAAAUCUUCGAGGAAACGUUGGCCAACGGAGCCAACAGUGGGUCCGGAGAGAUCAAGCAGAUAAAGAAUUGGAACAUCGAAGAUUUCACGCUUACGCCGGAUGGAUCGUUUUCGGACGAAACCAUGGAUGAGCUGUUGAAGACUCACCUGGCGGAAGAAGGUGACAGUAAGACAACACCUACCGAAACGAGGGAGACUGUUGUAAAUCCUUUGACAAGCGAAUACACGAUCAUCGAUCUAGAUGAAGAACCGUAUAUGAUGGAUCCGGCGAUAUCGGACUUCACUAACGAAAUUACCAAGGAGUUUGAUCUGCUGUUCUCGCGCGCCGAAACGGAAUCACGUGCUGCCAGCUAUUCUGGCAGUCCGGCGUACGACGAAGAAGAGGACGGCCAGCAACCCAUGCACCUGGACCAACUGGACGUCCAACCAGCGGUGGUUAUUGAACUCCCUACUCGAUACUCAAUGCAGAAACUAGAACCCAUCAACCUAGACGCCGAUGAAAUAACGAUAAACAGACAUACCGAGGACCAACUCAAAAUGCAACACGAUAGUGCCAAAGAAGUAGCUGUAGUAGAUAACAAGUGUAGUAAAACGGUAGAUAAACAGAAACCAUCGGAGCCAGAUCGAACGACGACGGCGGUGGCUGCUGCUACAGAUGCGACAGGCGGCGAUCGUUUGCGGAAGGCUCGUAGUCAAUCCCUAGGUAAUCUGAAGAACAAAACCAAAUGUUUUCCAUUAUAGAAGUUAAGAAACGCUGUAAUUAGUCGACUAGCGGUAUAGGGAAUGUGGACCGGGUCGUUUGGUGUUUCUGAUUCCACUCCGCGGCUCACCAUUCUUUCGUUCGACGUUGUUUAGAGUAUGUUUAGAGUGUAAAUUGUUAUGUGGACGAUGAUGUGGAAGAUUGUAUGGCGGAUCUUUUACCACGAACAGGAAUUCAAUCCGGCGCCCUUUUAUACGUUACGAUAACUCUACACUGAUAGUGAUAGGAAAUCUCACCUCUCAUUUCAAUUGUUGUAUAGGAAAACGCGUAGUGAGCUAAAUAAACAAAAAAAAAUAUAUCAACUCAUCAUCCAUCAUCCAAACCAAGCCAAAAAUUGUAAAUUAAAACCAGAAAAAGAUGACAUGUUCUAAAACUCAAAUAGCUAAACCAAAUUGUAAAGAAUGUGUGGAACACUUCUUUCGGAAACCCUAAGUAUAAGAUAACCGCAGUAGGCAUUGACAUACCAACACACUCACCCGAGUUCGUUUUCACUAAAACACACAUACAUGGACACACAAACACAGUUUUACACACAUGAAACGUACACAUCCAUACAUAUAGUGAAAAGGAAAAAACAUACAUUUAUACAUAUUCCAUUUGUUGAUUACUAUAUAUUUUUUGAAGGAGAGGUUUAUUGUGGUCUUACACCAGUAAGAAAGAGAAAAAGUUUACCUUAAGUCAAUGAAAAUAAUUGGAUUAGCGUACACUUCUUAUAGGCAAAAGAAUUAAAUUUAUACAUAUUACCUUGGACAUUUGAAAAAUAGUAGUUAAAAUAUAUAUAAAAGAAAAAACAAAAGUGUGAUACAGUGAAAGAACAGUGGUUAAUUGUUGUAAUGAAAAAGGAAACCAAACAAACGUCUUAAAAAGACGAUAAUUAUUAAUUUGUUGGAUGUAAAAUUUAUAUAUGAAACAUAUAAACCCAACUCGGUGUUGUUUGCUCGAAUUGAAAAUAAAAGAAAAGUUUACGGUAUUGGGAUUCGAAGGUGCAAUACAUGGAAAUGAAAGUUAACUUUUGUAUCAUCUCUAAGAGGAUCCCAUAUUUUUAUACAAACAGCUUUUAAACUACUUCUACGAAAGAUAACUCUCUCAGCAAAGCUUGUAGUUUUCUAACGUAACAUAGCGAAGAAUGACAUUUUAUACGAUAUACAAUUUUUAAUCAACAGCAGCAGCAGCAACAAACAAAACAGUAGACUCUCCUUCGAAAUGGCCUUAAAUUAAAUGAAAGGAUUCCAGGACUCCAUUAUAGUACAUCGUCGAAUCAUACUCUUUUUAUCAUAAUUGAAAUACUCUAACGAUACUUCAGAAGAACAAAAAUGACCAAAGCACGUUUUAAACUUGAUAAAUAAUACCACGCUACACUGGAAAAAAAAUAAUCUUUUAAACGAGCAUCCUAAGGAAACAAAAUCAUUAAUAUCGUUACGAUUUAAGCAGACUGUUUUUGACCUGUAAACCGAAGCCAAAGCUCAUAGAAUAUUCUUUGUUAGUUCUCAAACUUUCUAUAAUAACUCAUUUGUAAUCUUACCGAACGUUACUUCACAUCGGAAGGCAUCAUUGUACUCAUUAAGCGAUUGUAACCUUAUUCCGAAAACCAACAGAGAGCAAGCAACACCGAGUUUCCAAUCCACCAUAAUUGUUGUCAAUGAUUGUCAUUAAGCGUUUUUUAUGAUACCUUUUAAGGCAGCAACCAUCCGUCGUCGUAAAAGCGUAUGGGAAAUUCUGAGUUUAGUGUCCAUUUCGUAUCAAUUGCUGGUUCCGCUGCUGGGAAGAUAAACACAAACACACACAAAAUCGAUUAAUUUUCUUUCCAACCGGAGCAAAACAAACACAACAACAACAACAACAAAAUAAACAGUAGGCGCUGCCGUGUAGCAGCUGACACACAACAGACAACCAAAAUCCAAACAUCCAUCGGUGUGAUUUGUAACGUUUAAUGUAAAAUUUCCUCGUGUAAAGCAAGAGUAAACCAUCAACCAUAGCAAAGAGAAUGCGAUAAAUGCACAAAACCAAAACAAAAAAAAAACACGAUAUGAUUGCUGUUGAAUGUUUUAUAUUAUUUGUAAUAUUGGAAUUCCAACGGAACUAACAACUUUUUGUGUCUGUACCUCCUCUCACUGUCCGUCGAGAAUAAAGCAUGGAAGAUAAACCCAUCAAACUUUGUAAUACGUUAGCCUAAAAGAAACAAACAAAUUUGUUAGCCUCCUCGUGGAAAUCAAUUUCCCACAAACAGCUAAGCCACCACAUAUGUAAACAAAGAAAUUAUUUAAUCGGAUAAACGUAAACGUUGUUAUCGUUGAAAAUACCUAUAUUCAUAUUUUUGAAACCAAAGUCGCUAUUUACUCCCUGGUGAACGAUGUCUAAGCAAUUUUUCGUGCAAUUCUAUUUGCCUGUCACUAACUAUAAACAAAUCAUAAUUCAAUCAAACAACUGACGCGAAACCAAAACAAAUGAUAGCAACAAAGCAGUAAAAAUCUCUCGUCCAGUAACCACUAGAGUAGAGCAGUUGACUAUUCGUUCCGGACGACUGCCUGACUGCACGUGCAACUUCAAAGUGUUGAUCUCCGAAUGAUAUUUUUCUGCUCUUUUUUAAUUUACGUUUUUUUUUUCGAACAACACUACAGAAGCUAGAUCAUUAGUAUCAUUUCUAUUUUUUCUUUCUAAUUUUUAUAUCGAAUAAACAAACCAAACAAACUAAACUCUACGAGAAAAAUUCCUUUUGUUACAUUUAUAACUAGGUGAGAAUGGAAAAAAAAAAUAUUUUUAUAGGAAAUAAAGAAAUAUAUAUAAACUGUAAAAACCGA